CCCAAAGCAGAUUCUUCCCUUCAUUAUGAGUAUGAUUGCUUUAUAUUCUGUUUUCCUCUCUCUCUAUGGAGUAGAACUCUCUCUCACUUGGGUAUGAAGAACCCUAGUUCCAUGUGUUAGGGAUUUGAGUUGUAAUGACAUUUUGGAUUGCUUGCUGCUUGAUUAUAAUCGAUUGAGGCAUGAUUUAUUGAAUCAAUUGAAGCAUGAUCAACUUUUCUUGAUUUCUGCUACAACCUGAGAUAGAUAGAAUCUGAUUAGGUUGUUAGAGCUUCUUCAAUCGGUAGUAGUGAAUUGCUUAUACGAGAGUUAGUCAAUUCACUGCUUUGUACUGGAAUUCAUUCUAGUAGUGGAGAUCUGUGUUAAUCGCCUAAACAGUCUAUCCCGCUGAAGGCUAGUCGCCUGCCCGGGUAUUCUAUCAAAGAGGGCUUGGACAGCUUAAGAGAUUCCAAGCUAAUUUAGGAUCUUCCGUAGUUUAAUCGAGAGUAAAUAAACCUAAGGGAAUUACAAAUUUGACUUAACUAAGGAGCUAGGGGGAUUCAUUCCCGAGUGACUCUUCCCUUUCUUAAGAACUUCGACAAUUUCCUGCUUUCUUACUGCUUUUGUUUGCAAUCACUCUCACUACACUUAGUCCCGCUAGAUAACAGGUAGUCACGGAGUAGACAGUGGAUCUAGAUCUCGGGUUGAUAAAUUGAACUUGACACUAUUCUGCAUUUCCAGACUGCGAUUAUACUUGGUCGUAGUUUGGUUUUGUGUAAUAGUGUGUCACCUCGCCAACGUGACUCUUGGUGAGGAGUGUUCGGCUUUCCUCCUCAACUGCUUGCCCAAAAAGCGGUCUGAUCCAGGUAGUUUUACUAUACCUCUUGGUAUUGGUAACCAUUAUAUAGACAAUGUCUUGGCGGACCUAGGAGCUAGUGUUAAUGUGAUGCCCUACAAGCUUUUCAAAAAGCUGGAAGUAGGUGAACUUAAGACCACUAAGCUUAGCAUCACUUUAGCCAACCGUUCGGUCAUUAGCCCGAGAGGCAUUGUGGAGGACAUGUUGGUGCAAGUAGGCAAGUUUUGCUAUCCGACUGAUUUCGUGAUUCUCGAUAUAAGCGAGGACUCGGAUAUGCCGCUCAUACUCGGUCGCCCACUCCUCGCCACCACCAUGGCACUGAUAGACGUUAAUGAGGGGACCUUAAUUCUGGAUGGUGAGGAGAGUAUCAAGCUUGAAAUUGACCCUAAGGUUAGAAGUAAGAAAGUGAAGGAGUUGGUUUCGAAUGAUAUGAAUGUGAGUGGAGGAGAGUCUCUCAAGGAAAACCCCACUAUUACUUGUGUUGCUUGUGGUAAUGUUGAGCAGGAAGUCAAGGAGGGUACUAUGCCCAAGGAAAAGAGGAAGAAUGCUUGGAGGCAAAAGAUGAAGGAAGCUUUGGCCCGAAGGAAGGAGAAGGUCAAUGCUAAGUUGGCUAACCAAGAGGGCCAACUCAUGGAGCCGAAGAUGAGAGGCUACAAGCCUCGCCUAGAGAGUGUGGUGGAUCCACUCUCGGUGGCAUCACGUUCUCAGACAUGAUUGAUCCCCAAUCGUCAAGCUAAUGACGAUAACUUAGCGCUUGUUGGGAGGCAACCCAAUGGAGGUUUGUUUUCUUUUCCUUAUUUUCGUUUUUGUGUCAAGUGAAGAGUUCAAGUGGUCAAGUGGUGGCCCCGUGCCAAGUUUUGUGGUUUUGCGUUUUAAGGUUGUGUUGUAUCGAUUAAGAGGCACGGUGGAAUAGGUUGAGUCAAAUUUUUCCCUAAAGUGCCCUGUUUUCACUGGAUUUCACGGACGGAUUGUUGAGUUCACGGUCUUACAAGACCAUGAACAAGCAAAUGCGUCCGUGAACUGGACGAUCCUGCAUGUUCACCACCUGUCGGCCAACCUCCGUUCACGAACGGAUUUGAGUGUUCACGGUCUCUAAGACCGUGAACAGGCCAACACAUCCGUGAAUUUCGUGCUUCGCCUAUAAAAGGGGCGUGAACGG
Messenger RNA from Linum trigynum, 1991 nucleotides. The record is from the annotation of a GenBank genome assembly. Lineage: Eukaryota; Viridiplantae; Streptophyta; Magnoliopsida; Malpighiales; Linaceae.